GAGCUCGGGUUCGAGGGUCUUGACCGAUUUGCCGACAGGCAUUUUGACAAAACCUACGACCGUCUACCAGCGAUUCCGAGGACAGCGAAGCAGAAGCGCAAAUUGGAACAACGACAGCGGGAGUAUCUGCAGAAGACCCACGGUCAAGCACCACAAGACGGGCCGUACCCGCCGCGAAAUCACCCUGAAAACCAGCCUGGAAACCACCCUGACAAGGGGUACACGUCUCGCUCCACUGCACCAGAAAGCGCAAACGGCUACAAUUCCGACCCAGAGAUGUACGCGCCAGAUUCCCGGCAGGACCGCUAUGGGCGAGACGACCGAUAUCGUGAGCCCGAGCAGAACGGCUACACUGCACCAGGGCCAGGAUUCAAAGUCCCACGCGGCCGCGACGGACCGGGUGAUACACGCGGCAUGCAGGUAGCAGUGCGCCUAGUCCAACGACAUGCAAAUUCCAAGCUAACGUGUAACAGCCAUAUGAGCAACAAGCCCAGUCUGAAUACG
Molecule: messenger RNA, 504 nt
Organism: Alternaria alternata
Lineage: Eukaryota; Fungi; Ascomycota; Dothideomycetes; Pleosporales; Pleosporaceae
Exons: 1
Source: RefSeq, a predicted model, not a curated record